ACCACAGCAUAGAAUUUGCCUUUACCUUGGUACAUGUAGGCCUAACGUAUAUUACUGGAUUGGUGGUGUUCUACAUUGUCUAGCAACGUACAUGUACACGUACAUGUACAUGUAUGUAGGCCUACAGUACGUGUUGGUGGCUUUACGCACAGCGCCACGACCAGUCACAUAUUGCCGCUUUUCUUCCUGCUCCGAAAAACAGUUUGGCGCAAAAUGUAGCUGUAGCACUUGUUCAGAGUUUGUUUUACAUCAUUACACAUACAUAAAUAAAGGGUUACUUUGAAUAAUGAGGGAGAGGUAGGACCGAGAGAGAGGAAUGACUCGCUUUCAGCUCUUGUCCGUGGUGGUCGCUUUCAUGGUGUUCUGCCGGGGUUGCCAGCCGUGUAAAGUGGUCAACUGGAGGCCCAAAACAGUGGCUGAACAGGCGGCCGAGGCUGAGAUUAUCGUGUACGGUACCAUCACGGAGCACUACCCGUUACCCGAUGUUCCCUUGGACAGGGCCUACAUUGCUGAAAUGAACGUGACCUGUAACUUGAAGGGAGAAGUCCUGCCCUCCAGAAUCAACAUCUCAGAGGCAGGCAAACUGACCUCAUGUCAUCACACGCUGCUGCCUGUCGAUGGCACGUACUUCACCUUCCUCGAGCGGAACGCGGACGGCAACUUGGUACCAGACGAAGUCAACCAUCUCUCCGUCGCCUUCCCGCCCACGAAGGAGAACGUGCAGGGCGUGGCAGAGGCGGUGGGGAACUUGGAAGAACGGUGCCCGCAGCUCCACGAGCGACCUGCAGGCUACAGAGGCGGUGAUGAUACGGAUGGCAAUGGCACAAUUAGAGCUGCUGGAUCAUUUAUGUGUAUCGUUGUCAUGGUUAUCACGGCAAUUACAGAGAGUUCCUUGCACUUUUAAUUUGAACGCUUCUUUCGUCAUGGCGUAAAUUUAAGUUGAAAUUUUCAACCCUUUUGGCUAUUUUAGAAAACAAAUGCGUUUUCGGAGGGUGAAAAGUGUGGACAUUGUUCAUGCAACUACAUAUGGGUCUAUUUACACAUUUUUUGAAGGAAGGGAAAUGAAAUACAUGUAGAACAAAAUAUUUGCCCCUCUCCGUUUAUUUUUGAAGAUAAAUUUUUGCACCUUUUCGGGAAAGGGGGGGGGGGCAGGGCGUGGUCCCGUUGGUCUCCCGGAUCUGACCUUGUCUAACAAUUGUAAUCAAGUGGACUUUACCUACAAUUCCUCAUGUUAUGAACUACAAUGAGGAAAUAACUACAUGAAAAGAUAAGUUUUAUUUCAGUCAGAGAAAUAACUCUUAAAAGUUCCAAAUUUCUAAUAUUAAUGUCACAAAUAAUUACCAACUUAAUUUAGCCAAGAGGUUGUUUUUUAGUAGAAUAAAAAGCAGUACUGCAAUCUCAACAAUUCAUUUAUACCCCAAAAGACAUACCACAACAUAGCUUGGAGGGCCGUUUGAAAAACUCGGCUCGGUCCAUAACUCGGCGCCUAUUCUCAUGAUCCGGUCUUCAAAGAACGUUUAUAAGACCGAACAAGCAUGUAGUUUACCCAAAGAGAACAAUAACUGUUUGGUAUCCCAGUGGCAUGCAUGAAAUUGACAGCUUAUUGAAUCUUGAGAGUUUUUAAAAGAUUAUUUCAUUAAAUAUGUCAGCAGUAAUAAAAGAAACAAAGAUA
Molecule: messenger RNA, 1672 nt
Organism: Acanthaster planci (crown-of-thorns starfish)
Lineage: Eukaryota; Metazoa; Echinodermata; Asteroidea; Valvatida; Acanthasteridae
Source: RefSeq, a predicted model, not a curated record